UAUGAUCAAAAAAAAAUCAACUUUGUGAAUUUGUUCUAAAGCGCCAUCUAUGAAUGAGUAUUCUUUAGUAUUACACAAAGACCAUCUUUGUCAGGUCAUCAAGUGUUGUUGUGGCCAAAAUAUUUUUUUCUACCAGUAAUUUGAUUUGCAUUUGGCCGGAAUUGGUAUAUGAAAAAAAUAUAAGAUAUCAAUUCUGGCAUCAACAAGUGGUCGAUGGCCAUGUUCGUAGGCCGAAAAGCGAAUAGUUAUUCGAUAUUGGCGAUGCGAAUAUGGAAAUUGUUUCUCAUACUUUGCUCAGUCAUAUCGGGUAUACUUUUUGCUAUCGUUUGGUGCAAUUAUGAACAAACAGUUAUGCGAAUCACUUCGAUGCAUUCUCCAUUGUCUAUGGUGAAUCAUUUCGAAGUAGGCAACGGUAAUUGGCGAUCAAAAUUGGAUGAUCAUUUGCAACAGAAUUCAAUGAGCUACAAUAAAUGGCUUGCAUCAUUGUCACUCGAAUCUGUGCCUAUUCCGAAUGAACUGGUUAGUUAUGGGAAAAACCGUUCAUCGCUGAAGCUGGAAUCAGAAUGGUUGGCAAAUCGAACCAGAAUUCUUUGUUUGGUGUUGGCUACCACACGCAGUCGAAUUCGAGCUGUAAAUCACACCUGGACUCGACAUUGCAACGAACGUCAUUUUUAUGGUGGAUUUCACGAGAAACAAGCACCUUACGUCAAAAUUAAAUUCCUGGACGAUUCAUUGCUAUCACCUCGUACGUUUUGUUUGGCGUUCAUCGAUUUAAUGGCUCGAGUCAAACAUGACUAUGAUUGGCUGUUAAUUACCACCGAUCAAACGUACGCCAUUGUAGAGAAUCUAAGAUACCUUGUUACACCGUUGGAUCCACGUGAAAGAUUCUACAUUGGUCGACCAGUCCAACAUUACUUUUUGGGUGUUUAUAAUUCUUUCGAUUCGGGAAUCGUACUUAGUCGUGGAUCAGUCGAUCUACUAGCAAACACACUGUUCAUGGGAAAUCAUACCACUUGUAUUAAUUUACCAACCAAUGGCCUUGUAUAUGGAGGACAGUUUGAUUCUUACAUUGGCAUGUUUUUUGCCAGCCAUUCUGUACGCCCGGAAAAUUCUUACGACCAAUCCAGCGGAACUCGAUUUCAUCCCUUCAUGCCGGAAAAACAUCUCAACCCACAACUUAUAUCCGUGUUCGACACAUUUUGGAUGUCGAACUUGUUACCUGUGAACAGCGGAUUUAGAUGUUGUAGUGAUCAUGCUAUCACUUUCACUGGAUUUUCCUCGGUCACCAUGUACUUUAUUGAAUAUCUUCUCUACCAUUUGGCAGCUUUUAGCAAAUUCGACUCAAUUGACGGUUUAGGCAAUCAUCCACCUCCAUACCUGGCCUAUCGAGUGCCAUCUGACUUGGACGGAACAACAAUCAUGUCCAUGACGACAACCAAUACUCACCAUAAUAUACAUCAUCAUCAUCACCACCACCGGAAACGAAAGAGAACAAAACAUCGAAAGAAAAAGCCUCCUAACGAGGACGAAUCAUCAUCAUUUAUAAAAAACAAAGAUUUUUCGUGAAUAAAUGGUUAUUUUUUAAUCGAUGA
Messenger RNA from Dermatophagoides farinae (American house dust mite), 1592 nucleotides. Its product is annotated as glycoprotein-N-acetylgalactosamine 3-beta-galactosyltransferase 1. Gene Ontology annotation, molecular function: N-acetylgalactosaminide beta-1,3-galactosyltransferase activity. NCBI's taxonomy places the organism in Eukaryota, Metazoa, Arthropoda, Arachnida, Sarcoptiformes, Pyroglyphidae. Gene Ontology annotation, cellular component: membrane. The record is from RefSeq and is a predicted model, not a curated record.